AUUCGCGCUUUCUCUCACUAGCGAAUCUUUGCUUUGCUUCUCCUCUGAUUUUCCAAUCUUGAUUUUUCCCCCAAACCCCUACCAAAAACCCUAACCCCUGUCAGUCACCAAAUCAGAAGCAGAAAAUGCAUAAAAUGCAAUUCCUUUUCACCUCGCAAUGAUGAAGCGAGUUUGGAGAAUCUCGGAAUUUCAGAAAUGCAUCAAUACACGAAACAUAAUCACGAAACCCUCACUCCCACUUCAGUUUAUUCGGCAUGUAACUCAAUCCCCCGGCAUCGAUGAUGGCAAACAUACGACGCUGUCCGAUAUUGUAUCCCUGUUUUCAGACAAAUGGAGCCGUAAUCCCGCAGAGACCAUUUUGAAGAAGAAUUUGAGGGAAAAAGUUUCCAAAUUGAAGGACGAGCUUUUGACUCAAAAUGAAGAUCCGGAGAAAAUCGAGAAAGUUUUGGAAGAAAACGGCGUCGCUCUUUUCAGGAUUUAUUCCGAUGGAUCUGCUGUUGUUGAGCUCUUGUUUCAGCUUAAGUCUUUCCCCUACUUAGCUAUGGAGGUUUUUAGUUGGAGAAGGAAACAAUUGGACUAUUCUGCACCGAUGACGGUGGAGGAAUACGCAAAGGGUAUCGCCAUGGCUGGUAGAUUGAAAAAUAUCGAUCUUGCAUUGGAGCUUUUCAAGGAGGCUUCGAAUAAACAGUUAAUGGCCACAUCUUUAUUUAACGCACUCAUGAGUGCUUACACAUACAAUGGCUUAGCCAUGCGGUGUCAGUCGUUAUUUCGCGAUUUGAAGAUGGAAUCCACGUGCUCUCCGUCGAUCGUAACUUACAACAUACUUAUUUCAGCAUUCGGUCGGCUAAUGCUUGUGGAUCACAUGGAAGCAACUUUGAGGGAGGUAAAGGAUUUAAAUAUUCCUCCAACUGUCAACACGUACAAGGGUUUAAUAGCUGGCUAUAUUACAGCGUGGAAGUGGGAAGAAAUGGAGAAGACUUACAGAUUGAUGAAAGCGGGCCCCAUCAAACCCGAUAUAGAUAUCCAUCUACUAAUGCUCCGUGGGUAUGCACAUUCUGGUAAGCUGGAAAGAAUGGAGGAAAUAUACGAUAUGGUAAGGGACCAUGUUGACCAGAACGAGAUUCCGUUGAUAAGAACCAUGAUUUGUGCGUACUGCAGGAAUUCUCGUGUUGGUAGGGUCGAAAAAGUUGACGAACUACUCAGAUUAAUUCCGGAAGACGAGUACAGGCCUUGGUUGAACGUGAUCUUGAUUUGUUUAUAUGCUAGAGAGGAUUUAUUGGAUCAAAUGGAAAAUUCAAUAAAGGAGGCGUUUGAGCAUAAAGCGUACGUGACGACAGUUGGUGUAAUGACAUGCAUUAUUUCGAGUUAUUUCCGGCAAAAUGCAGUGGACAAGCUGGCGGACUUUGUGCAGCGUGCAGAGUGCGCAGGUUGGAAAAUCUGCCGGUCGCUUUACCACUGCAAAAUGGUGAUGUACUCGUCAGAGAAGCGGCUUUCUGAAAUGGAGAGGGUUCUUUGUGAAAUGGAGAGAGUAAAUAUGCGCCUCUCGAAGAAAACAUUUUGGAUAUUGAUUAAGGCGUAUAAAAAGUGGGGUCAAAGAAGUAAGCUUGAGCAGGUCGUCGGAAUGAUGUGCAAGCAUGGAUACGGAGUACCUUUGGAUGCAUGCAAUUUAUAGCAAUAUUUUUUUGCCGAGUUAGAGAAGUGAGUUGAGAAUUCCAGCGCAAAAAUGAAAGUUAUAGUAGUCCAAGGCUUGCUGCCGGAGAUGAAGUUUCCAUUCAUAUUUAAAGGUGAACGAAUCGUGUUUAAUCAAUUUUGAAUUUUCUCUUACUUUUGACGUGUUAAUACUCGUUUUUGCCAUGCUCUGCUGUCAUUAAGUAGGUGUGGUGGUAUCUAAAUAAACAUAAGGUGGGUGGAAGAAAAUUGUAUCAAGGGUAAAUUAGAUCUACCUUCCCCCGAGGUUACUAAAGUGUUUGUUUCUCUGUCUAAAUUACCCAACCCUCGCUCUAACUUAGGUCUAAUUUAGACCGCUCGAUUUUGAAAACUUACCCAUACCCCCUUGAGGUUUAACUUCAAUCAUCAUCUAAUCGUAUUUGAUUGUUGAUUUGUUAGAAAUUGAUAAUAUAAGCAAGAAAAGGCGACUUUUUAAAUGCUCGUCAAUAUCAUAUCUCCGAGUGAGGUUUUGUGUAAUUUUCCAAACUCAAAGAGUUCAGUUGUAAUCAAGGUUGUAAAAAGCGGGAAUCGGGUCGGAGGCGGUUAGGCACCGCCUAACAAUUAAUUGGUGUGGCAGUGAUUUUGUGUUUACCGAAUA
Erythranthe guttata (spotted monkey flower) is the source of this 2305-nucleotide messenger RNA. Its product is annotated as Tetratricopeptide repeat (TPR)-like superfamily protein. NCBI's taxonomy places the organism in Eukaryota, Viridiplantae, Streptophyta, Magnoliopsida, Lamiales, Phrymaceae. The record is from RefSeq and is a predicted model, not a curated record. Gene Ontology annotation, molecular function: mRNA binding; protein binding.